AAUAGUUUACAACGAAAUGCCAACACUUGAACAAAAAGGACAAUACCCGCUAAUUGAUAUUGAUCCACACUUCUCUAGAGUCGUGAGAUUUUUUAGAGUUUCUGAUUACGCUGCUUGGGCAGCACUCUCAGCUGGUACACCUGCAUUAUAUUACGCAUGGGAACAAAUAAAUCCAACAAACGCUAUCAAGUCAACAAAAGUAAAGUUGGCAGUUCCUACAACAUUGGGUGUCCUCGGCGGUUUCUUAUUAGCCUAUCAAAGAUCCUCUUUUAGAUUCUUCGGCUGGACAGAGAACCAGGAGGAGCAGGAGAAGGACAUGCUCGAGCUCAGCCAAAGAGCUAAGGAUGGAAAAGCUAUCUACGGCGACACACAGCUCACACCGUACUUGCAAGGUGUAGCUCAUAGGAAUUCAGCCUUCUCACAACUCAAACUGGCUACUAUCCCUUGGUUCAACUUUGCUAACCACAGCCAUCACGGUGUCGACACCCAAAAGUACAGCGAACAACAGUAAUCUUCGUCUAUCUUGUAGAUUCAAUCUUAUUUUUAAAUUCCUU
Molecule: messenger RNA, 554 nt
Organism: Wallemia mellicola CBS 633.66
Lineage: Eukaryota; Fungi; Basidiomycota; Wallemiomycetes; Wallemiales; Wallemiaceae
Exons: 2
Coding region: 17-511 (164 amino acids)
Source: RefSeq, a predicted model, not a curated record